UCUCCCCGGACCCUGCAUUCACUAUAUCUGGUCUCCCCCCGGACCCUGCAUUCACUAUAUCUGGUCUCCCCGGACCCUGCAUUCACUAUAUCUGGUCUCCCCGGACCCUGCAUUCACUAUAUCCGAUCUCCCCGGACCCUGCAUGCACUAUAUCUUCUCUCCCCGAACCCUGCAUUCACUAUAUCUGCUCUCCCCGGACCCUGCAUUCACUAUAUCUGCUCUCCCCGGACCCUCCAUUCACUAUAUCCGGUCUCCCAGGACCCUGCAUUCACUAUAUCUGGGACCCUACAUUCACUAUAUCUGGUCUCCCAGGACCCUGCAUUCAUUAUAUCUGGGCUCCCCGGACCCCGCAUUCACUAUAUCUGGUCUCCC
Molecule: messenger RNA, 372 nt
Organism: Staurois parvus
Lineage: Eukaryota; Metazoa; Chordata; Amphibia; Anura; Ranidae
Source: the annotation of a GenBank genome assembly